Molecule: messenger RNA, 3348 nt
Organism: Macroventuria anomochaeta
Lineage: Eukaryota; Fungi; Ascomycota; Dothideomycetes; Pleosporales; Didymellaceae
Product: glycoside hydrolase family 47 protein
Exons: 2
Coding region: 68-3247 (1059 amino acids)
Biological process (GO): mannose trimming involved in glycoprotein ERAD pathway; endoplasmic reticulum mannose trimming; carbohydrate metabolic process
Cellular component (GO): membrane; endoplasmic reticulum
Molecular function (GO): mannosyl-oligosaccharide 1,2-alpha-mannosidase activity; calcium ion binding
Source: RefSeq, a predicted model, not a curated record
GAUGCAUGGAUAGCGUCCAUGUCGCUGCGCAGCGAUUUUCUUGGGCAUGCGACUGACUGCGCGGCCAAUGCAAGGCGGAGCCCUCGCAGCGCUGCCGCUAUGCCUCCUGCUGUGGACUGCCUGCUGGGCUGCAUGCGCGCGUGGCAUGACAGAUGAGACAAUUGCCGACUUGAGACAAGAGACACGCGACAUCUUCUACCACGGGUUCGACAACUACAUGAACCACGCCUUCCCGGAGGACGAGCUGCGCCCACUGACCUGCGGGCCCCUCACGCGCGACCGCCAGAACCCCGCCCACAUCGAAGUCAACGAUGUCCUGGGCAACUAUUCCCUCACCCUGGUAGACAGCCUGUCCACGCUCGCCAUCUUCGCAUCCACGUCCCCGCCGCACAGCCGUGGCGGGAACAAGCACGCGGGCAGCAGGCUCGCGGGCAGCAAGCUCGCGGGCAACAAAGCGCUCGACGAUUUUCAAGAUGGAAUCAAGGCACUGGUUGACCACUACGGAGACGGGACCCCAGGCCCGGGCGGGGCAGGGAAGAGGGCACGGGGGUUCGACCUGGACAGCAAGGUGCAAGUCUUCGAGACGACCAUCCGCGGCGUCGGCGGCCUGCUGAGCGCGCACCAGUUUGCUGUCGGAGACCUGCCCAUUCGAGGCUACCAGGCCAAAGUCGAGGUGCGCAAGGCCAGGCAGGGCAUCUUCUGGCCCAACGGUCUCGUCUACGACGGGCAGCUGCUGCGACUGGCCACCGACCUCGCGAACCGGCUCUUGCCCGCCUUCCACACGCCCACCGGCCUCCCGUACCCGCGCGUGAAUCUGCGGCAUGGCGUGCCCUUCUAUGCCGAUUCGCCCCUCAACAUGGACCCUGAGCACGGCCAGUGCAGCACACACCCAAACGACAAGCCCGCUGAGAUCACCGAGACCUGCAGUGCUGGCGCUGGGAGUCUCGUCCUCGAGUUCACCACGCUCAGCAGACUGACAGGCGACCCCAAGUACGAGAAGGUCGCAAAGGAUGCCUUCUGGGCUGUCUGGCACCGUCGCAGUAGCAUUGGCUUGCUUGGCGCUGGCAUCGACGCAGAGACCGGGCAGUGGGUGUCCCCGUACACGGGCAUUGGGGCAGGCAUCGACAGCUUCUUCGAGUACGCUCUGAAGACGCACAUCCUCCUCUCAGGACUCCCAUACGACCCUGCCAACGCCAGCGUGGACUCGCCAGAUGCGUUUCUGCUGGCCUGGGAAGAAGCACAUGAUGGCAUCAAGCGACAGAUUUACCGUGGCGCCCAGCAUCAGCAUCCCCACUAUGCCCAGGUCGACCUCUACACGGGAGCGUUACGGGCCUUCUGGAUCGACAGCUUGAGCGCCUUCUACCAGGGCCUGCUCGCCAUGGCUGGCUACAUCGACGAGGCCGUCGAGACACACCUCUUGUACACGGCGCUUUGGACUCGGUACUCCGCUAUGCCGGAAAGAUGGUCGACCGCGACCGGCAACAUCGAGCAUGGCCUGCGCUGGUGGGGUGGCAGACCAGAGUUCAUCGAGUCCACCUGGUACCUCUAUCACACCACCAAGGACCCGUGGUACCUCCACGUUGGCGAGAUGACUCUUCGCGAUAUCAAGAGGCGUUGCUGGACCAAGUGCGGAUGGGCUGGCCUACAAGACAUUCGCACCGGUGAACUGAGCGACCGGAUGGAGAGCUUCUUCCUGGGCGAGACCGCAAAGUAUCUCUUUUUGCUCUUCGAUCCAUCGCAUCCGCUGAACACGUGGGACGCGCCGUACGUCUUCACCACUGAAGGACAUCCACUCGUUAUACCGAGGCGUCUGCGCCCAGCGGAACCGCAGCGACAACAAGGCCCCCAGUUCGAGUGGCAGCCAGCACCUGCAACAUGUCCUCUACCGCCCGCCAUCCUACCAUUCAGCAUUUCUGCCACAGCUGCACGACCAGACGUCUUCCACGCUGCCAGUCUUGCUCGUUUGCACCUCAUGCCCACGGUCGAGACGGUCGAGUCAGCACUCAUUGAGUUCAACUCCGCUCACCCAAGCAUAUCUAUGGCUGACGUUCGGUCGCCUUCGAACUACACCUACUACCCCUGGACUUUGCCGUUGGAGUACAUACCCAAGAACGCAAUGAGCUCGCCCUUGGCCAUGCGCACGACAUUCGAUCUAUCCUUCCCCAACAUGCCCAACAGCCCACAACUCGGCACCAUGCAGCGCAUGCCCGAAGGCAUCCUAGUUAACUCCAUGAGCGGUCUCCGCCUCGGCAUGGUCCGCGAGCACGACCAGCUCAUCGAGAUGAACGAACACUUCCGCAUCUAUGCAAUCUCGAACGUAGCUCUGGGUCGUGACGAGAAGGUCUUCAUGUCUCGCGCCACGAUUGAAAGCUUCAACCCACUCGAUCCCUACUUCACUCGCACCCGCGAUGCUCACACCCUCGACCUUGUCAUCGACGUUCCCCCUGCCCCAGCAGCACCUUCAUCAGACAUGUUGUCUUCACUGCUCGACGUCGCACUCGGCGAAAUCGGAAACCUCACAGGCCUCGACAUCGUCGACGCCCUCGACGACAUGGACGCCCACCCCGAAGCCCUCGAAGACGAGCCUUCCUAUCUAUCAAACCUCCUGUCGUCCCUGCAGAACCUGCUCACCGCUCCGUCUCCCACCGGCACAUCUUACACACCCAUCCAACAAACCACGACACGCCACGCCGUCGCCGGUACUUUACCUAUCGGUGUCGGCGCAGCUCCGUUGCCGGAUACGAAAGACCCAGACCUCGCAUACAGCGCCGCGAAUCCGCUCGUGUGGAGCAAGAUAUACGUCCACUCCACCAACCUCUGUGACGACCGUCUCCCGCUUGAAGUAGCGAAGGAGAAUCAAGUCGUUGUCGUGCCAAGGGGGGGCUGUUCGUUCUCGCAUAAGCUGCGAAACAUCCCCACCUACCCGCCUGAUGCUGGAAGCCUGCAGCUCGUCAUCGUUGUCAGCUUUCCUGAGCAACAAUCACCGCCGACGACUUCGUCCAGCAAACGGGAAAGGGACCGGAAGACGGGUGAGGGUGAGGGCGUGGGCCCGCUUGUUCAGCCGCUCUUGGAUGAAGAGCAGUAUACGCCGGGUGGGCUGUUGAGACCGCACCCUAUCCCGCUUAUCAUGGUCGAUGGAGGGCAAGAAACUAUCGAUAUGCUCAAGCGUGCGAGUGGGGUUGGCGUGAGGAGGCGGUACUACUUCAGGACGCAGGGAGUGAGGAUCGGGAACCUCAUCGUCCUAUAAAGUCGUGGAGAAAGAAAAAGAGAGAGAUAGAUAGAUAGACUCACGUUAGCCCUGGGAGAGGCGAUCUGUAUGCAGUAUACUUCCGUGUUGUUCGAUACCAG